Leopardus geoffroyi (Geoffroy's cat) is the source of this 1383-nucleotide messenger RNA. Its product is annotated as olfactory receptor 13C2. The coding region runs from base 1 to 957 and encodes 318 amino acids. Gene Ontology annotation, molecular function: olfactory receptor activity; G protein-coupled receptor activity. The transcript has a single exon. Gene Ontology annotation, biological process: G protein-coupled receptor signaling pathway. Gene Ontology annotation, cellular component: membrane. Lineage: Eukaryota; Metazoa; Chordata; Mammalia; Carnivora; Felidae. The record is from RefSeq and is a predicted model, not a curated record.
AUGGAAUGGGAAAAUCAAACCAUUCUGGUGGAAUUCUUUUUAAAGGGACUUUCUGGCUACCCAAGGCUUGAGCUACUCUUUUUUGCACUGAUCUUAAUAAUGUAUGUUGUCAUCCUUCUGGGCAAUGGCACCCUUAUUUUAAUCAGCAUCUGGGACCCCCACCUUCACACCCCUAUGUACUUCUUCCUGGGGAACCUCUCCUUCUUGGACAUCUGCUACACCACCACCUCCAUUCCUUCCACACUGGUGAGCUUCCUCUCAGAAAGAAAGACCAUAUCCUUCUCUGGCUGUGCAAUACAGAUGUUCCUCGGCUUGGCCAUGGGGACAACAGAGUGUGUGCUCCUGGGCAUGAUGGCCUUUGACCGGUAUGUGGCUAUCUGCAACCCUCUAAGAUAUCCUGUCAUCAUGAGUAAGGAUUCCUAUGUGCCCAUGGCAGCUGGGUCCUGGAUCAUAGGAGUCAUCAACUCUGCAGUACAAACCGCAUUUGUAGUACAGUUGCCUUUCUGUGGGAAUAACGUCAUCAAUCAUUUCUCCUGUGAAAUUCUGGCUAUCAUGAAACUGGCCUGUGCUGACAUCUCAGGCAACGAGUUCAUCAUGCUCGUGGCCACAACACUGUUUAUAUUGACACCACUGUUAUUAAUCAUUAUCUCUUACACAUUAAUCAUUGUCAGCAUCCUCAAAAUUCGCUCUUCUGAGGGGAGAAGCAAAGUUUUCUCCACGUGCUCAGCCCAUCUGACUGUGGUGAUAAUAUUCUAUGGAACCAUUCUCUUCAUGUACAUGAAGCCCAAGUCUAAAGACACACUUAAUUCAGAGGACUUGGAUGCUACUGACAAACUUAUAUCCUUGUUUUAUGGGGUUAUUACUCCUAUGAUUAAUCCUUUAAUCUACAGUCUUAGGAACAAAGAUGUUAAGGAGGCAGUAAAACACCUAUUGAGAAGAAAUGUUUUUAAUAAGUAAAUGGGAAAGGGACAGGUUAUUUUUAUAAUCACAAUAUGAAAAUCAAUUAGGGAAACCAAAGAGCCUAAUAGAUCGGUUCUUGUUGCUGUGUCAAAUUCAUCUCUCAAAUCUCUCAAGCUUUAAAAAUUUUUUUUGGUGCAGUGCAUAAUGAAAAUAAGUAAAUGCCUAUGUUUUAGGAGUCAGCAAUUAUGGUUUUUUCUUAUUGUUCAAGAGCUUGAGCGUGAGGGCAAGUAGAGGGGUAGUGUAAUAGUGAGAGAGAUUUCCAGACAGGACAAUGUUACCCUUUAAGUGCUUUUUGAUGAGAUUAUUUUCAAAACCAAUUUAAUAUUUUCUUACUUUAUAAGACAGAAUAAAAACUUGUUUCAGAUUUUUAAAACUGUUAAAAUCAUGAACUUACAAUAUUGUAUUUACUAAAAAAUAUAAUUU